Messenger RNA from Osmerus eperlanus (European smelt), 1521 nucleotides. It is a transcript of the gene uts2d, whose product is annotated as urotensin 2 domain containing. Lineage: Eukaryota; Metazoa; Chordata; Actinopteri; Osmeriformes; Osmeridae. The record is from RefSeq and is a predicted model, not a curated record. Gene Ontology annotation, molecular function: hormone activity. Bases 646 to 1059 code for a protein of 137 amino acids. The transcript has 5 exons. Gene Ontology annotation, cellular component: extracellular region. Gene Ontology annotation, biological process: regulation of blood pressure; blood vessel diameter maintenance.
AUGGAUUACCCUGACCUCUUCACAUAUUGGUGUAUUCAAUAGUUUGGAUUGGUAAAUGGGCUUCAGUGGGUAAAUUACUCUGAUGUUUUAGAGCACUAGUAGAAAUAAUUCCAGCUCAUUCAAUUAUCUUUGCCACAGAUAUGUUGCAAUGCUAUAUAGUGCAAGAUACUUAUAGUGUAUUUAGAUCUCAGUGUCAUCUGUGAGUUGAUUUCUUAAAUGGGUUGAUCUUAUUGAAGGUAGUCCUUCAGCUCCACAUCCACCCUGUAGCCAAUACCAUCUCUAGGUCCAGUGCCGCAAGGGACAUAACCAAUUCACUUCUCCUCUCCUCCACACCGAGAAACUCUCCCCCUCCACCUUUUUAAAGAACUAAUUAAUAUAAAAGAAAUAUACUCAAUAAGCCAAGAGCACCUGUUGUAAAUAACAGGUGAUUGACGACUACCUUACUCCAGUGGAUUUGUCCUGUCACAGUGAUGUAGGGUUAUUGGCCUUACAUCUAACAUCAUAUCAUCACAUUUCUGUCAGACAUCACAUGGUCCCUUGUGAAAAAGGUUGUCCAUUGACAAUCUCCACAACAACGAGCUAUUGAUUUAGUGCAUUGAAAAGCCCCUCCUCUCUCCCUUUAAAGUAUAUAAAGGUAUUGUUGGAAUGGACCUGAGACGUUCGAUCUCCUUGUCUGGUUGGACGGUCAGUAAAUUUUUCUUUGACCAUUUCUCUGGUGUCAUGAACAAACUUGUGUUAUAUUGCCUGGGAUUCCUGGGUUUGCUACUGCUGCAGGGGGUGUUUGGUGUGGAGGGCAGAAGCAUCCUAAGUCCUGGAAACAAUGUUAUUCACACAAAAGAAGACACAGAUGUCCAGAACAAGAUUAUUACAUUGCUACUUCAAAAGAGCUUACUGCCUGUGGAGAAAAAUGAUGCUCUUGGUCUAGACUUGGCCAGUAGAGUAGCAGAGCUAGAGGAGCUGGAAGCUCUUAGAGAUGAUCUGGAGCUGAAGCUCACAGCAAAUGCAUUGUCCACACCUAAGAAGAGGGCUGAAGCUUGUUUCUGGAAGUACUGUGUGUGACAGACCUACUGUGAAGCAGAACCUCUGCAAAGGUCAAGCUAAGAAUUUGGCAUAGCCUCAUUCAUCCACAGUCACCUCAGAUGUUUCAAUGUUCUCUGUCAUUGUUAAUGUUAACUCUGUAUCACCAAAACAUGAUAAUUUAGGAAAUGUCUUAAGAGUUUAGCAUGAAUUUAUGUAUUAUUUGUAAGAAUUGCUUUUUUAAAUAUACCUCAUUAUUGCCAUACUUUUAAAUUAUUAUUUGAGUAACAAAAAGCGUUUUAGUCAAGUAUUAUUUGGAAAUGAAUCUUUUUAAAGCUGAAUAAUUGUCUUUUGUUUACAUGUAUAUAAUGUUUUGUUUCCCUCUACUGCUAAUCCAGGCAACAGUAUUGAUGUCUGUUAUCGACUGUAUUGUUUUUUAAAUUAAAGUUGUAUUAUUUCCUCAUUAAAUAAAAGCAUUGACAUGCUUACCUGAUUACUAAAUGA